Puntigrus tetrazona (Sumatra barb) is the source of this 1421-nucleotide messenger RNA. RefSeq names its product lysophosphatidylserine lipase ABHD12-like. The transcript has 13 exons. Lineage: Eukaryota; Metazoa; Chordata; Actinopteri; Cypriniformes; Cyprinidae. The record is from RefSeq and is a predicted model, not a curated record. Gene Ontology annotation, cellular component: endoplasmic reticulum membrane. Gene Ontology annotation, molecular function: monoacylglycerol lipase activity; phosphatidylcholine lysophospholipase A1 activity. Bases 141 to 1205 code for a protein of 354 amino acids. Gene Ontology annotation, biological process: phosphatidylserine catabolic process; monoacylglycerol catabolic process.
UUCAGCUUGACGUUUUUCUCAAAUGUUUCCUCGAUAUGCAGAAAUGAGAGCUGUAAAUGCCCAGUCCGUGUUCUUUGCUCUUUGUACACUUCCGUGAUUUUUGUUGUGAAGAGUAAACUAAGUGCUCCGUGCUCUUUAAUAUGAAGCGCAAAACAGUUAAAUCUGACAGAAAAAAUCAGUCUGCUGGAAGACUGCAACAGUCUGGCCAGAAACCUAAGGAUUUAAAUGCGCAUGCAAGCCCUUCUUUCUUAAGAUCCAAGUGGAAAUGGACUUGGACUAAAAUAGCACUUUCUCUCUGCGUCCUCUCUGUAUCAGUACCAUUUCUUCUACAUCUCUUCUCUGACUCUAUUGACCUGAGCCGACCUUCAGAUAUAGGGCUCAAUCACACUAUAAACAUGUACCUUACGCCCGAGGAGGGAGUGAACGUGGGCGUGUGGCACACUGUACCUGAGCAUCGAUGGAAGGAGGCACAGGGGAAAGAUCUGGACUGGUACGAGAGUGCUCUGGGGGACGGAUCGCCCGUUUUCAUCUACCUCCAUGGCAAUGGGGGUAACAGAUCCGCACCCCAUCGUAUUGGAGUUGCAAAUGUCUUGAGUGCUCUUGGUUAUCACGUUUUGGUGAUGGACUACAGAGGUUUUGGGGACUCCACCGGAGAGCCUACAGAGCCUGGUCUGAUUACUGAUGCUAUGUACUUGUACCACUGGGUUAAAGCACGCAGUGGAAACAGCCCGGUGUGUGUGUGGGGUCACUCGCUUGGCAGUGGUGUUACAACUAACACUGCAGUGAAACUACUGGAGCAAGGAGAGCAGUUUGAUGGAAUAAUACUCGAGGGUGCAUUCGGAAAUAUACAGUUUACAAACAAUCAAUCUUUUGAACACCCGUUUACUUGGUUUUAUUGGAAGUUCCCCUACAUCCAGUUCUUCCUUUUUAAUCCACUUAAAAACAACUUUUUGUUCUUUCCUACUCAAGAUAAUUUGCAGAAACUUAGAACUCCCCUCUUGAUCCUCCAUGCUGAAGAUGACCAUUUAGUGCCCCUUGCCACAGCUCAAGAGAACUACAGAAUUGCAAAAAAGGCCCAGAACUCGGAUAAGCGGGUCAGACUGGUCCCAUUUGAUGGAUCGCUUGGAUACCUUCAUAAUGGUCUAUAUAAAGACCCUGCUUUGCCAGAUAUCAUAAGGGAGUUUGUGCAGUCACUGAUGACAUGAGAGAGAGAGAUUUACACACCAACUAAUAGCCAGCUAAAUAGCUUUUUAUACAACUGGUGUUUUAAACAGUAUGCAUUUCUUGAAUAAAACAUUGUAAUGUCUGAUGUUUUUCCUCCAAAUUCCCAUUCUCAUUAAUAUUUGUAAAAUGAAUUUCUUUCUAGAUGUAAAUGACAUUUUUAAUGUUAAAUACAAUAAAAAGAGAUUUGUAUUACUGUA